Molecule: messenger RNA, 1169 nt
Organism: Anas platyrhynchos (mallard)
Lineage: Eukaryota; Metazoa; Chordata; Aves; Anseriformes; Anatidae
Source: RefSeq, a predicted model, not a curated record
AUUUUUAGCGAUGCCCACGCUGCUUCCUCGCGAACGAGCAGCCCGAGGAGCCGCGACCCGAGCGCCGCGGGGCGGCGAGCGGCAGCCGCCCCUCGCCCUGCGGCAGGGCCCAGGCGUCGCUCACCCGGAAAAGGAACGGAGCCGCCGCUGGCGGGGCCCGCCGCCGCCCGGCCCCGGCUCCUCGCCCGGCCCCCGGGCCGCCCCCGCCCUCCCGCGGCGCUCCGCCGCCGGACGCCUCUCGCCGGGGGACGCCGGGCCCGAGAUGGCGGCGGCGCGGCCGGUGCUGGCCCGAGCGGUGCUGCAGCAGUGCCUGUCCGCUCGGCUGCAGGUGCGGCCGCCCGAGAACGGCUCCGAGCCCGAGUGGGUGGAGGUAGUAACUCAACUUGAAAUGGAAAUGUCAAAGAAUAAUUCACAUCCAGAGAGGGCUUGUUAUCUACAUAUGCUUCUUCAAAGGUGCUGAUCAAGAUCUUGUUCCAAAAAUUGAAACGCUGGAAAAUAUGAUGCUAGUAAAUGCAAGAAGUCUGUCUACAAGUUUGCACAUUGCAGUUUAUGGGUUAAAUUGCAUCUUUGACCUUCCUGCCUGCCUCCUCUCUCAAAAGACAAGCUGACAGCUGCAGGUCUCCAAGUGGAAGGCUGAAGAGCGCUCAUUCCACAUGAGACCAAAAUGCUGAGCCUGGGGCUUCAGCAGUAUCAGUUAGGUGUUGGAUCCUGCUGCAAACUACUCCAUCCAGAAGGAAAAGAAAGUCAGGACAGAAACACCUCCAGAGUGCACCAAAGAUGGUCUUAUCUCCUACCAUGUAUAGAGUUCUGUAAAUGUUUCCUGACUACCACACAACUAAUUUAGGGUCACUGAUUGGAUCCCGGGCUCCUUUGGGGAGCUCCAACUACAAAAAACUAUAUGAUUUCAGACAGUCAGCCACUGUCCCCCUGAAAUAACUCUUUAGAUGUAUUAUAUUCAUAUAAAUGUCCUUUGUAUUCUUCACAAUACUCUGACAUCUUAGCUGGUUAAUAGUAUUUUUCGAUUGUUCAUGUUUCUGUUUUGUUAGCUUCUUUUACUUCAAUCAUUUGUCCUAUCUUUUGGUAUCUUGAUGAAUCUUAAAUGUUGUUUUAUUGGUAUAUUAGGUCCAGGUUAAUUUACUUUAGUUCCACUAAUUUUUGUUUUAUUUUAA